Molecule: messenger RNA, 1167 nt
Organism: Trichosurus vulpecula (common brushtail)
Lineage: Eukaryota; Metazoa; Chordata; Mammalia; Diprotodontia; Phalangeridae
Gene: TAFA2
Product: TAFA chemokine like family member 2
Exons: 4
Coding region: 1-396 (131 amino acids)
Molecular function (GO): receptor ligand activity
Source: RefSeq, a predicted model, not a curated record
AUGAAUAAGAGAUACUUACAGAAAGCAACAAAAGGAAAGCUGCUAAUAAUAAUAUUUAUUCUCACCUUGUGGGGCAAGCUAGCAUCUGGUGCAAACCACCAUAAAGCUCACCAUGUUAAAACUGGAACCUGUGAGGUGGUGGCGCUUCACAGAUGUUGUAACAAGAACAAGAUAGAAGAAAGAUCACAGACGGUCAAGUGUUCAUGCUUCCCAGGGCAGGUGGCAGGCACCACUAGAGCUGCUCCUUCUUGUGUUGAUGCUUCAAUAGUGGAGCAGAAAUGGUGGUGUCACAUGCAGCCAUGUCUUGAAGGAGAGGAAUGUAAAGUUCUUCCAGAUCGGAAAGGGUGGAGUUGUUCUUCUGGAAAUAAAGUGAAGACGACUAGGGUAACCCAUUAGCUAAGGACAAAUCAAGCCUAAAGCUGAGAACAUUAAACGUACCCAUAUCUGGAAUGAAUUACUGAUACCAAUCAGAAAGAAGCUUUUUAUACGGUGGGGAUUGUACCCUUUGGUACCCUCACAUUCUUCCCAACGGGAUUCUUGGCUUGCAAUUAACAACUCUUUGAGAUCACAGCUUCCUCAAAGUCAACCAUGAACUUCUGUGGGUUGUAAAGCUCUCAAUGAGAUUAGACUGUUCACACUUGUAAAUUGCACAUGCUAGAAGAAUUUAAAGUUGCAGUCCAAGGAGUUGAUAUGCUCGAAGAUGAUGGAAGAGACGCUAAAGUGUUGGGUUCUUGGCUCCUGAUGUGAUUGCUUUUCUAGUUUCUGAAAGUGGUCUACAAAACACUGGCUGGUCUACGUUCCUGAGCCCUGUAUUUCAUUGGCUGGCAGGACUGCGCACAGCUUUAAUAAUAUUUCUUCUGUAGAACUUGUCCUCUGGCAUGGCAUACCUUUGAACUUUUUGAUUUGUAUUCUAAUCUUGAAGCUCUCAAAGCCUAUGUAUUUUAACAUCUUAAAAUUGCUUUUGUUAUAGGAAUGGAAAUAUAUAUAUAUAUCUAUUGUUAAUGAUGAUUGUUGGCAAGUAAUAGUUAUCUGAUACAUCAAUCAUAUAAAAAUGUGUAGAAAAGCUGACAUCUUUCCUUCCCUGAGUCAAAUGGACUCCUCUAGCUCCUUGUCAAUUAAAUAAGUAGUGGUCAGAGCUGGAGUACCAUUUUCAUUAUAAGGUAUUUU